GGCACUUCAGGAAUCUCGAUUAAUAGGUAUUCAGCGAAUUUCAACAUAUUUGAGGGUGAACUUUUGAAAUUAUCUGGUCAAUAUGGACUCGUCGCGGGGCCCACCGCGGGUCAAAAAUAAGGCCCCAGCGCCGCAGCAGAUUUCAGCAGAGCAGCUCCUUCGUGAAGCUGUUGACCGCCAGGAACCAGGUCUUCAAGCACCUACGCAGCGGUUUGCUGACCUUGAAGAACUCCAUGAAUAUCAACACAGGAAAAGGAGGGAAUUUGAAGAUUAUGUGAGAAGAAACAGGAUUAACAUGAACAACUGGAUGCGCUAUGCUCAAUGGGAACUGGAACAAAAGGAGUUUUUCAGGGCCCGGUCGAUAUUUGAGAGAGCAUUGGACGUUGAUUCCACGUCCGUUGUUUUAUGGAUUCGAUAUAUUGAAGCGGAAAUGAAGUCACGAAACAUUAACCAUGCAAGAAACCUUCUCGACCGCGCGGUGACUAUUCUACCUCGAGUGGAUAAACUAUGGUACAAAUACGUAUAUAUGGAAGAAAUGUUGGGUAACAUUGCGGGUGCUCGGCAAGUUUUUGAACGAUGGAUGUCGUGGGAACCUGAUGAAGGCGCAUGGAGCGCAUACAUCAAACUCGAAAAGCGAUACAAUGAAUUUGACCGAGCUCGAGCCAUCUUUGAACGAUUCACAGCCGUGCACCCCGAGCCUAAAAAUUGGAUCAAGUGGGCCCGUUUUGAAGAAGAAAAUGGAACCUGUGGCCUAGUGAGAGAAGUAUUUGGGCUGGCUAUUGAGACGCUGGGUGAUGACUUCAUGGACGAGAGACUCUUUAUCGCCUAUGCUCGGUAUGAAACGAAAUUGAAGGAGCAUGAGCGCGCGAGAGCCAUAUAUAAGUAUGCUCUUGAUAGGCUUCCACGUUCAAAAUCCGCUGUUUUACACAAGGCAUACACCACCUUUGAAAAACAAUAUGGUGACCAGGAAGGUGUUGAGGACGUGAUUCUUUCGAAAAGAAGAGUUCAGUAUGAGGAGCAAGUCAAGGAAAAUCCCAAAAACUAUGAUGCCUGGUUUGAUUACAUUCGACUCGAAGAAGCUUCUGGAAAUGUUGAACGAGUUAGAGAUGUUUAUGAGCGAGCUAUAGCUCAAAUUCCACCAUCCCAGGAGAAACGUCACUGGCGUCGGUAUAUCUAUUUGUGGAUAUUCUACGCUCUCUGGGAAGAAAUGGAAAAUCACGAUUUUGGAAGGGCCCGUCAAAUAUAUCAGGAAUGCUUGAAAUUAAUUCCUCAUAAAAAGUUUACUUUUGCCAAAGUUUGGCUAUUGAAGGCUCAAUUUGAGAUCAGGCAAAUGGACCUUCGGGCUGCGAGGAGAACACUCGGGCAUGCCCUAGGGGCUUGUCCAAAAGAUAAGCUAUUCAGGGGCUAUAUCGAUUUAGAGCGACAGCUCUUUGAAUUUGUACGAUGCCGGACACUUUUUGAAAAGCAGAUCGAGUGGAAUCCCUCUCAAACACAGGCAUGGAUCAAGUUCGCGGAAUUAGAACGGGGAUUAGACGACCUUGAACGCGCACGCGCGAUAUACGAGCUCGGGAUAAGCCAGCCGUCAUUGGAUAUGCCAGAAUUAUUAUGGAAGGCAUAUAUAGAUUUCGAGGAAUAUGAAGGAGAAUAUGACCGCACUCGAAGUCUGUAUGAGCGGUUGCUUGAAAAGACUGACCACGUCAAAGUCUGGAUCAAUUACGCGCGGUUUGAAAUCAACAUUCCUGAAAACGAAGAUGAUGAAGAUGAAGAGAAGCCCGUCAGUGAAGAAGCCAAAUCCCGGGCUAGGAAGAUAUUCGAACGGGCACAUAAGGUUAUGAAGGAAAAAGAUCUAAAAGAAGAUAGAGUGGCAUUGCUAAAUGCAUGGAAAUCCUUCGAGCAAACCCACGGUACACCAACAGAUAUCACAAAUAUUGAGAAGCAAAUGCCGCGCAAAGUCAAGAAGCGACGCAAACUAGAAGAGGAUCGUUACGAGGAAUACAUGGACUACGUUUUCCCUGCCGACGAUGAGUCCACAGCAAAUCUGUCCAAACUCUUGCAAAAAGCGUACCAAUGGAAGCAGGAGCAAGGAAACAUCUCAUAG
Molecule: messenger RNA, 2098 nt
Organism: Coccidioides immitis RS
Lineage: Eukaryota; Fungi; Ascomycota; Eurotiomycetes; Onygenales; Onygenaceae
Product: pre-mRNA-splicing factor CLF1
Exons: 2
Coding region: 83-2098 (671 amino acids)
Biological process (GO): spliceosomal complex assembly; mRNA splicing, via spliceosome
Cellular component (GO): precatalytic spliceosome; U2-type catalytic step 2 spliceosome; post-mRNA release spliceosomal complex
Molecular function (GO): protein binding
Source: RefSeq, a predicted model, not a curated record